This is a messenger RNA of Gregarina niphandrodes, 1683 nucleotides long. Its product is annotated as putative RNA helicase. NCBI's taxonomy places the organism in Eukaryota, Apicomplexa, Conoidasida, Eugregarinorida, Gregarinidae. Gene Ontology annotation, cellular component: nucleus; cytoplasm; ribonucleoprotein complex. The record is from RefSeq and is a predicted model, not a curated record. Gene Ontology annotation, molecular function: RNA binding; RNA helicase activity; ATP binding. The coding region runs from base 1 to 1683 and encodes 560 amino acids. The transcript has 2 exons.
AUGGCGGCCGGGACGGCGGCCGUGGCGGCAGCUUUGGCCGCGACGGCGGACGUGACGACUACGAUGGCGGGCGAGGCGGUUACGGUGGUCGCGACGGCUUCGGCGGUCGAGACGGCGGCCGCUACGGCGAUCGCGAUGACUUUGGUGGCGGUCGCGGCUUUGGUGGUGGACGCGAGAAUGUACGCUCGGCCGCGGUACGACGAAGACCUGUGGGAGGGUGAGGACGUGGAUUGGGAAGGUGAGGAGUUGACUGAGUACGUCAAAGAAUGUUACGACGAGUCUGAGUUGUUGAACAAGUUAACGGAUGCGGAUAUCGAGCAGUACCGGAAGGAGAAGCAGAUAAUGGUGAGUGAUCCACGGUGUCCACGGCCGAUCAUGACGUUUGACAUGGCUCCGUUCAGCGAACAGGUGCGCGGGUGGUUGAACUCUAAGUUCGCUGCACCUACACCGGUGCAGGCGCAGGGUUGGCCGAUAGCGAUGCAAGGGCACAACAUGGUAGCGCGAGCAGUGACGGGUUCGGGUAAGACAUUAGGUUUUAUCCUGCCGGGUUUGGUACAUUGUCAGAAGCAGCUGGACGCUCUUACGGGUCGUGAGCCAACGGGUCGCCCGAUCGUGUUGGUGGUGAGCCCUACUCGUGAAUUGAGUACGCAAAUCCACGUUGAGUGUCAGAAGCCUGCGGAGAUAAUGGGUAUCAAGACUACCUUGGUCGUCGGUGGCGACAACCAUCCUGCUCGUGAGCAAGCAGAGAUAUUGCGAAGUGAACCUAUUUCCGUCUGCAUCGGAACAGCAGGGCGACUGGGCGACAUGGUUAGACGUGGUGCACUCAAGCUCAAUCGCGUCACGUACUGGGUCUUGGAUGAGGCAGAUCGAAUGCUCGAUAUGGGUUUCAGUCGUGACAUUCGCGGUAUGAAUCGUUUCAUCCGCCCCACACGUCAAGUGUUGAUGUGGUCAGCGACAUGGCCAAGUACUGUCCAGGGUCUGGCACGUGAAGUAUUCAUGAGCGGAGAUCCUAUCUACCUAAAAAUCGGCACAAAUGAGACUCAGGUUGUCGACACUAUCAACUACGAAUUUCGCUUAGUUGCCUAUCGCGACAAAGAUCGCGCACUCAUUGAGAAAAUCGCACCCAUCCCUGACAAACGCAUUCUAGUCUUCUGCAACCGUAAGGUGGACUGUGAACAUGUCAUUCAACUUGUAUCAAAUAAGCUCCCGCAACACCGAGCGGCUAGCACACACGGGGAUAAGAGCAACUUUGAGCGAGAGAAAGCAAUGAAAGAGUUCCGUGAUGGCGUAACUAACGUCCUCGUAGCCUCCGACGUUCUUAGUCGAGGUAUUGACGUACCCAAGGUCGCACUUGUCGUCAACUACGACCUACCCAAAGAUCUCGAACAAUUCGUCCAUCGAUCAGGCAGAACCGGACGAGCAGGCUGCCAAGGAGACUCCUUCAAUCUAGUCACCGAUCAAGAUCAGAGUAUGAUGUACCAAAUCGGCUCCAUGCUCGAGAAGAAUGGACGUAAUAUGACCUCCUUCCAGGAAUGCAUGCAACAGAUGGGCUGCGGGUACAACAACUAUGGCAACGAUGGUUAUGAAACCGGCGAAUGUGAACAACCAACUGGCAACCAAGCCUGGGAUGACGACGACCAAGCAGGCAACGCUGAACCUCCACAGGCACAGUGCUGGGACUAA